CAAAAGACUUUGAUUCCCCAGCUCCUCCGUGGUUUAUGCAGAAGGAGCCAGCAAACCUGCCUCUUACUUUUACUGAAAUCUCUGAAUUUAGUGUACGGGGAAGGAAGGGGCGGUGGUGAGAGAACAGCCUUGAGCUCCGCAGACUGGAGCCAGCCCCGUGCCUCUGCCCUGCACUUUGUGCUUGGUGCCCAGUGGGGAUGGGACUCGGGGGGCUCGGGGGGGCUGGAUGUCCCCCAGGCCCCUCGCAUGUGGGACAGAGCAGCCGUCCCCAGCCAGGCAGGUGGCGCUGGGGUCUGGGGGCUCUGCUCAGAGCCAGCGUCGGGUCUGCCUCUGUCCCUGCCCUGGAAGAUGCCCCUGCCCCUGGGCAACGUCCCUGGAUCCUUUCCCAAAGCUCUCCCCUGCCGGGCUGUGCUGCUUGGCGCUGCUGCAGGAGCUGGCUCCCUGCCUCCCUGCACGUGCCAACUCAUCCUGGGGAGCUGGGCAGCCGGAUCGGCCCCUGCGUGUCUGCCUGCAUCUGUGUCACUCGCUGGUGUCCUGCAAGUCCUGGGUCACUGCUGGAGCUGUCACAUCUGCUCAGCUCUCCCUUCCAUGGGCUGCGAGGGGCUCCCUCCUGGGGGGAACCUGGGCUGGUGGGGCAUCUUGGGGCCAGGGACACGAGAUGAUAGUGCCCAAGUGUCCGGCUCAGCUGCCUCAAGUGUCCCCUCUCAGCUUGAGUGCUGCGUGGGGGGACGAUCUCGGCUCACCCCAUGGCACCCCUUUGCUUUUCCAGGCACCAAGGGCUCCGCCAGGGCAGCACAACCCCCUGCCAUCACCACGCUGUGCCAUCCCUGCACCCGAUGGCUGGGGCCCGGCUGCCCCCCCCUUGAUGCCUGGCACCGUGUGACAUGGGGCACAUGGGUCCCCAGCUGGUGCCAUCGCACCCCAUGGAGGUCCCCUUUGCUGCCUGGUUCUGGCUGAUGCGUCUGGCCUCCUGCCUGGCUGCCGUGCAUGGCCCCACCAGCAAGAAGGAGAUCAGCACCGAGGGGGACCUGGUCAUAGGGGGGCUCUUCCCCAUCCACGAGAAAGGAGUGGGCAGCGAAGACUGUGGCAAAAUCAAUGAGCACCGGGGCAUCCAGCGCCUCGAGGCCAUGCUCUUUGCACUGGACGAGAUCAACAAGGACCCAAGCAUCCUGCCAGGAGUGAGGCUGGGCGCCCACAUCCUCGACACCUGCUCCAAGGACACCUACGCCCUCGAGCAGUCACUCGACUUUGUCCGUGCGUCGCUGACCAGGGUGGAUGGCUCCGAGCACAUCUGUCCUGACGGCUCCUACGCUGUGCAUGAUGAUGUGCCCAUGGCCAUCACUGGCGUCAUUGGGGGCUCCUACAGCGACGUUUCCAUCCAGGUCGCCAACCUGCUGCGGCUCUUCCAGAUCCCGCAGAUCAGCUAUGCCUCCACCAGUGCCAAGCUGAGCGACAAGUCCCGCUACGACUACUUUGCCCGCACCGUUCCACCUGACUUCUACCAAGCCAAAGCCAUGUCAGAGAUCCUCCGCUUUUUCAACUGGACCUACGUCUCCACGGUGGCCUCAGAGGGUGACUACGGUGAGACGGGCAUUGAGGCCUUCGAGCAAGAAGCUCGCAUGCGCAACAUCUGCAUCGCCACCUCGGAGAAGGUGGGACGCUCCAUGAACAAGAAGACCUAUGACGGUGUGGUCCGGGCACUGCUGCAGAAGCCCAAUGCCAGAGUGGUUGUGCUCUUCACCCGGAGCGAGGACGCUCGGGAGCUGCUGGCAGCUGCCCACAGAGCCAACGUCUCCUUCAUGUGGGUGGCCAGCGAUGGGUGGGGAGCCCUGGAGAGUGUGGUGGCAGGGAGUGAAGCGGUGGCAGAGGGAGCGAUCACCAUCGAGCUGGCAGCAUACCCCAUCCAGGAGUUUGCUGCCUACUUCCUCAACCUCCACCCCUACAACAACAGCCGAAAUCCCUGGUUUCGGGAGUUUUGGGAGCAAAAGUUCAAGUGCAGCUUCCACACUCCGGACUGUAGCCGGUACUCCCUAAAGACGGGCAAGUUUGAGCCGGAGUCCAAGAUCACCUUUGUGGUCAACGCGGUCUAUGCUAUGGCUCACUCGCUUCACAACAUGCAUCAGGCACUGUGCCCCAACACCACCAAGCUCUGCGACUCCAUGAAGCCUGUCAACGGCAAGAGGUUCUACAAGGACUUUAUGCUCAAUGUUAACUUUGAUGCUCCGUUCAGGCCAACAGACACAGAAAGCGUUGUUCGAUUUGACCGCUACGGCGACGGGAUCGGACGCUACAAUAUCUUCAACUACCACCACAGAGAUGGGCGGUAUCGGUACCAGAAGGUGGGCUACUGGGCAGAGGGGCUCAUCCUCAACACCAGCCUCAUCCCCUGGGCAGAGACAGCCGUCCCCGUGUCCCAGUGCAGUGACCCCUGCAAGAAGAAUGAGAUAAAGAGCAUGCAGCCCGGGGACAUAUGCUGCUGGAUCUGCAUCCCCUGCCAGCCCUACGAGUACCUGCUGGAUGAGUUCACCUGCAUGGACUGCGGUCUCGGUUACUGGCCCAACGAGACCCUGAACGGCUGCUAUGAGUUGCCCCAAGAGUAUAUCCGCUGGAGAGAUGUCUGGGCCAUUGGUCCCGUCACUAUCUCUUGCUUGGGUUUUAUCUCCACUCUGUUUGUUUUUGGAGUCUUCAUAAAGAACAACGACACCCCUAUUGUGAAGGCCUCUGGGCGGGAACUUUGCUAUAUUCUCCUGACCGGCGUCCUCAUGUGCUACAGCAUGACUUUCAUCUUCAUCGCCAAGCCUUCCACCGAGGUGUGCACGCUGCGGCGCCUGGGGCUGGGCACAUCCUUUGCUGUCUGUUAUUCGGCCCUCUUGACCAAGACGAAUCGCAUUGCCAGGAUCUUCAGCGGGGUGAAGGAAGGGGUCCAGCGCCCCCGGUUCAUAAGCCCUACGUCACAGGUGGUCAUCUGCAUGGCCCUCAUCUCCUGCCAGCUGAUCAUUGUCGUCAUCUGGCUGCUGGUGGAGACACCCGGCACAGGCAAGGAGACCGAGCCUGACAAGAGGUAUAUUGUCACCCUCAAGUGCAACAACCGUGACUCUAACAUGCUCAUUUCGCUCACCUACAACGUCCUCUUGAUUGUUCUGUGCACGGUCUAUGCUUUCAAGACCAGGAAAUGCCCUGAAAACUUCAAUGAGGCCAAGUUCAUCGGGUUCACCAUGUACACGACCUGCAUCAUCUGGCUGGCCUUCCUGCCCAUCUUUUACGUGACCUCUAGUGAUUAUCGAGUGCAGACCACAACCAUGUGCGUCUCAGUGAGCCUCAGUGGCACCGUGGUCCUUGGCUGCCUCUUCACGCCCAAGCUCCACAUCAUCCUCUUCCAGCCGCAGAAGAACGUGGCCAGCCACCGCGUGGGCACCGCACGGUUCAGCGUCGUGGCUGCCGGCUCCAGCCAGUCCCACGGCUCGGCCUCGCAGUACGUGCCCACAGUGUGCAAUGGCCGCGAGACAGCAGACUCCACGACAUCGUCCUUGUGAAGGUGGGGGGAAGCCGAGUCCCCAUCUGUCUGCACCUCGUCCUGGGGGAGCAGUAGCAGCCCCGGUGCUGAGGGCUGGCAGCAGACAGCAGAGCAAAGCCCCUGCCCCGGCACAAGGCUGCGCUGCGCCACGCUACGCGGUGCCCAUCCCUCACGCCUGUCCCCUGCGCCGAGCCCUGGUGUGAGCCCCAGCUCCCUCGUGCCGAGCCCUGCCACAAGUCAUGCUUUGUCUGCCUCCAGCUGUGCUGCACCUUACCCUUCCUCCACACACUGCCACAUCCCAGAGCACGCUGCCCUCGCCCACCCUGCUUUCCCCUUUGCACUCCCCUUUCAUGUCCCCCUCACGCCGAGCCAUGCCCCUUGCCAGGCAGAACCCACUCUGAGCAGAGGGGACUGCGCCCUUGGCACAGUUUUACGUUUCCUCCUUGUUUUCACCCUGGGGUUUGCAGGAAUCUGGCUGCUGGCACCUGCCCUGGGGUUACCCACCCAAGCAGAGCCAGAGCCCCCCUCCACGCUCCAGUUGCGGGCAGGGGCUGGAGCCCCACAGCAGACGGACAGGAGCACCCCCCAGAUGUCCGCUUCAUGCCUCGGGGCUGCUGCAGAGCCCAGGAGCAAGUGGGGUGGGGCUCAGACCGAGGGUGGUGAAGGGGGCCCCGGUACUCGAGUCCAACCCCUUUUUAAGAGUAGAUUCUUUUCUGUGACCAAGAUCGUGCUUUUUUUUUUUUUUGGUAAUUUAUGUAAAUAAAGUGGGUUUUUGUUGUUUGUUUUAAACGCACUCUUACAG
Molecule: messenger RNA, 4316 nt
Organism: Cygnus olor (mute swan)
Lineage: Eukaryota; Metazoa; Chordata; Aves; Anseriformes; Anatidae
Gene: GRM2
Product: glutamate metabotropic receptor 2
Exons: 5
Coding region: 885-3533 (882 amino acids)
Biological process (GO): G protein-coupled glutamate receptor signaling pathway; regulation of synaptic transmission, glutamatergic
Cellular component (GO): membrane
Molecular function (GO): group II metabotropic glutamate receptor activity
Source: RefSeq, a predicted model, not a curated record